Molecule: messenger RNA, 1851 nt
Organism: Ahaetulla prasina
Lineage: Eukaryota; Metazoa; Chordata; Lepidosauria; Squamata; Colubridae
Exons: 2
Coding region: 123-1055 (310 amino acids)
Source: RefSeq, a predicted model, not a curated record
UCUGCAGUGGUGUACUGAAAAAUGCCAGCCUGCAAUAUCUAAUAAAUCUGUAAUGUGUUUAAGAAGAAAAGCUUAUUGAAAAAAAAUUUUUUUUCUUCUUCUUGGUAUUACUUAGUUUAAAAAUGGCCUUUAAGCAAAGAGAUUUAACCACUUCUAAAAUAUUGGAAAUUUCUUCACUUCAGAUACGGAAAAUGAAAGAAGAUAUUAAAGAAAGUCUAAGGAAUUUUUUACAGGAGCUUAUGGAGGCUCAUCUUUCAGAAAUAGAUCAAAAAUUUAAUGAAAUGGAGAAAGAAAUACUGGAUUUUAAAGAUAUGGUGGAAGAGCAGAGGAGGGAGAUGAAAAAAUUAAAGGAAUCAAUUACCCCAUUAUUGUUAUCUAGUACUCAGACAGAAGAAAGACUGGAUGAACUUAACCAAAUUAAUUUAGAUUUGCAAAGGAAAAUAGAUGAAGUUCAAAUUAAUUUGAAUUUAGAAAAUAAAAUAGAUGAUAUUCAGGUUAAGGUAGAUAAGGCAGAUGAAGAAAGGGUUAUAUUACAAUAUAAAUUAAUGGAAUAUGCUAUAAGGGUAAGGGGUUUAAGAGAAUGUAAAGAGGAAAAUUUGAAAGAGAUUUUUAUUCAGGCCUUUGCUCAGAUAGAGGGAGUGGAACCAGAAGAUUUUGAAGUUAAUAUUGAAAAAAUUUAUCGUGUUAAUUCUUGGUUGGCAAGGCAGAAGUGUUUACCGAGAGAUGUGGUUAUUUAUUUUACAAAUAAGAAGAUUAGGUAUGGAAUUUUGCAAGCAUUUUAUAAAAAUAAAUUUCAAAUAUUAGGACAAGAUAUAAUAAUGAUGAAGGAAAUUCCUCCUAAAAUGUUAAGAAAGAGAAAAGAAUUUGCCUUUUUAGUGGAUGAACUUAAGAAACAUCAGAUAUAUUUUAGAUGGGAGGUUCCAGCUGGUUUAACAGUGAAUUAUAAAGGAGGAAAGUAUUUUCUCAAUACAGUUUGUAAAGCACGAGAUUUAUACACUAAUGUAUUAAAGAUUGGGAACUCUUUAUUAAUAGAUGUUAAGUUGAAUGGUGAAUAGAUGGUGGAAAAUGUGUAAGACAGAAGAAGGGGAGGGAGAAUGUUUAAUUUUAUUAUAUAUGAUUAUGGUUAAUUUUUGUAAAUGAUUUAUUUUGGAUAUAAAUGUGUAAUUUUAGGGGUACUAUUUGAUAUAUUUGAGGUAUAAAGGAAUAGGAAGAUGGAAUAUUGUUAACUUUGGAGGAUAGAUAGUAAAAUUUAGGAAUUUGGAUUAAAUAUUAUAUUUAAGAGAUGGAUGUAAUGUUGUUAUAUGGCUAAUUAGAAUUUAAUUGUUAUAAUAGAUAUAUUUUGGAUAAGUUAUAGGUGUAAUCUUAAUAAUGUUAUUUGAUAUAAGCAAGGUAAAGUGAAGAUUUUAAUUAUUACAAUUGAUAUAUUGGAUAUUUGUAAUAUUAUUUGAUGUAUAUAAAUGUCAAAGAUGUGAAAAGAUGGACUAUUGUUUACCCUUGAAGGUUGGACAGAAAAAUUUAAGAAAUUAAGUUGGAAAUAUAAACUAUUCUUGAGAGACUGCUUAAGGAAGAAAGACAUUUUAGAAGAACCCUUGGUGAAUAUUGGAAGAUGGAACGUUGUUUUGAUAUUGAUUGAUGAAGGUUGGAUAUUAAAAACUAUGUACUUUAUUCAAGAACAAACACUAACUCAACCGGAAAUUUCUGAGAACUCUAGGAGUGGAAUGGUCUGAUAUAUAAUGGAUUGGAAGAAAUGUAUUUUCUUUGUUUCUGGAAGGGGAGUUGAGGUUUUAAGGAGUGACUAUGGAUUAUGAUUUGUGUUAUAUUUUAAUUUUUUGUUGUUAGUUUUAUACCCUG